Messenger RNA from Oppiella nova, 321 nucleotides. NCBI's taxonomy places the organism in Eukaryota, Metazoa, Arthropoda, Arachnida, Sarcoptiformes, Oppiidae. The record is from the annotation of a GenBank genome assembly.
CAAAGCAAUGCCAACACAAUUGAUGGCAAACCUGUGGAUCCAUUCCUGAAGAAUAUCUACGAAACAAACGAGAAAUCACAGAAACAUUUGUCGGAUGAGGAGACGGCUGUACUCAUAGCUCACGGAUCGCUAACUGGGACUCAAAUAGUGGCCAAUAAUUACAAACUGGAAACCGAUUUCAUCGGAGGGUUUGUCGUCGGCUCGAAGACCAGAGUCCAAGAAAGUGUUCUUUAGAUUUAUAAUGUAUUUAAAUAAUUAUUUAUUCUGUAAUUUUUUAAAAUAAAAGUAAUAAACUUUUAUAUUUAAUUUAACAAGUAUAAA